This is a messenger RNA of Linepithema humile (Argentine ant), 9900 nucleotides long. It is a transcript of the gene enok, whose product is annotated as enoki mushroom. Gene Ontology annotation, molecular function: DNA binding; transcription coregulator activity; histone acetyltransferase activity. NCBI's taxonomy places the organism in Eukaryota, Metazoa, Arthropoda, Insecta, Hymenoptera, Formicidae. Gene Ontology annotation, cellular component: MOZ/MORF histone acetyltransferase complex; chromatin; nucleosome. Gene Ontology annotation, biological process: negative regulation of DNA-templated transcription; nucleosome assembly; positive regulation of transcription by RNA polymerase II. The record is from RefSeq and is a predicted model, not a curated record.
CUGAAAAUAAUCGAGAAAACUGGAUCGUCGAAAGUUUUGGCGGGAAACUGCCGGGUCGCCCCUACACAGGGACCGUAAAAAGUAGCGAGUCACUUUCGGCAAUAGAGCGAGCACGUGAUGAGGAAAUCCGGUGGGAAGGAUUGUAGAACGAAGCCGGUUUCACCGGCUUGCUGUUUUGCAAUUUCUUUUUUCCGCUUCCGUCGUUCACUUAAACCACCGGCAUAUUUAUUAUCACUGGCCUAGGUCAACGCGUAUCGCGGCUACAUCGUCGACGCAGCGUCUAAUUUUUACAUAAUUAAUCCGUUCUGCAUUGAGAAGACGCAUUUCUGUCGCGACUUUCACAUCCAUUGACAUUUAGCGUUGUCGCCGGUAUGCAAUACAUGUUGUUCAUUCGGGAAUUUCUAGAAAGUUUAUAUAUUAUUCGACCGCGUAAAAUUUAUUGCUACUUUCUAAUACUUUUGUGUAUUACAUUUAAUUUGUCACGAAUCAAACGAGUGGAUUAAUCGAUAUUUUUGUUUCCACUUUGAAGAAUUGGUUCUGGAAAAAGGCUGAAGUUUCGAAUGCAAACUCAAAUGUAUCUUUUUAGAAUCACCAGAAAAUGUAGCUAAAUGUAAUUUCAGGUCACACGGCUACUCUCCAAUUGUUCAAGUUAUAUUUUUUUUACGGUUUCCGGUGAUCGAAGCGGGUAUGGAUAUUGUACGAAAACGCUGGGUGGUCUUUGUCUCCUUUCGAACAAUGGAUCUCACGGGCCACCUACAGGUCGAACUCUCCGCUAUGCUUACCUGAGAAUUACGUUCCGUGUACCUCGUGCGCAUCAAAUAAACGCAGUAUAUCGUACGCUAUUGGGAGCGUUUAGAACACGCGGCCGUCGAUGCCGGCCGCAUUGUUUCUCACGCUUCGACCGCUGCAGCGAGAGCCGAAGAUAACACGAGUCGACCUUCUUUCUUCGAGUCGCGAUUCUUACUAAAACUUUCGCGAAUAUUUUGAAAUAAUUGUAAGAAACAUCUUCUCCGAUCUGAAAUAUUUCAUUCUGGAAAAAGCGUUUCUGGUUUCGUACAUUUUUAUUUCUUAAAAACUGUCUUAUUUGAAUUUUAUUUUUAUUAAUACUUGUCCCAAAAUUCUCACGAGUGCUACUUUAUUUCAAUUAAAAGAACCGGUUUAUAUCUUACUUUUCUUUCUUUAUCGCUAUACUUGUUGAAAAUUGCAAAUUAUUCGCAAGCGAUGAUCUCUCUCUCGACACUUUUACGGAGUAUAAAAAUUAACUCGAAAGUAGUUUACAAGUUCGUUGACGGGAAAGAGACUUGCCAGAUCUGAGGCAUCUUGCAUUCUGCAUUUCCAUAGGAUGUUAUCUGGAUGUUAUCUCAGGGUCAGCGCAAUAGCCCGCGGUGAGAACGUGAGGAGGCGUGAGGUCGAGCUUCCGAACCGAGAAACCGGAGGGUCGCGGCAGGAUGUGAACGUCGCGGCCAACCGUGACGUCGCCUAUCGGCAGGAGGAGGAGGCACUGGCCGUGACUUCGUCGUCGUCGUCGUCGCCGUCCGCGCCGUCCGCGCCGCCGACGGAGACGCGAUGGACGAGACCGAGUCGGCCGAGACAUGGUCGCUCUGGUUCCUGGACGCGAUCCGCAAGAUACGCAGCCAGAAGCAACGGCCGAGCGUCGAGCGGAUAUGCCACGCGAUACGCCAGCAUCACAAUUAUCACGAGGAGGAGAUUGCUGAGCACUUGGAGGUCGCUGUGAAGCGCGGCGAUGUGCUCAAGAUCUUCAACAAGGGCCAAUCGUCUUACAAGGACCCGGGCGGCUUGCAGUCGAGGCCGCUUAAGGUCAACAAGUCGACGGAUCUGAGCAGAGUUUUGAGCAAAGCCGUGCGCGAGCUCGGCGAACGCGAGGGUUCGACUCUGAAGAACAUCGAGAAGUACAUCAGACAGAGCCACACUGUCGAAGAGGAAGCCGAGGGCGAUCUUAGGACCGCGCUUCGGCUGUCCGCCAAACGAGCGGUCGAUCGGGGCCUCGUGCUCCAGGACGGCAGACUCUUCCGGCAAUGGGACCGACCGCCGUACCUCAAGAAAAACAGCGGCGACGCUAAUGCGUCGUCCACGGAACCGCCCGCGCCCCAGUUGCCAGCGCCGCUGCCGAUAUGCAAGGAGUGCCUCGGUGCUACGAUACCCGGCAACAGCGGCAACAAACGCAACGAGAAGUUGAGCAGGUGCAACGUCUGCGGCGCAGCGCUGCACAAUUCUUGCGCGCCGCCAGAACUUUCGAUACUCGUCGACCGGGGGGCAACCUGGUCCUGCGAUAACUGCUCGCCAAUCUGCGCUGGUUGCCAGCUGGAGCGGGAAUCACAAAAUUAUCUCGUCAAGUGUGCCGGCUGCGUGAAAUCUUACCAUCCCACCUGUCUCGAUCCCGUCCUCGACAAGAAAAACAAGGCACCCUGGAAAUGUCGGCAUUGUCAGACGGCGCACACGCCGUCGGGCAAGGACGAGGGGAAGCGGAGCAGAACGCAGGAUUCGUCCGAGGAUACGCCGACGAGCGCGAGGAAGAGGCUGAGCAAGUUACGCGAGAAUCGAAAAUCUAUGGUAUCCAGAAAAAGCUUGACGAACGCGUUACCAGGCAAGAAGGGCAGUGCAGGAGUGGCUCAGGUGGACAGCAGCUCGGACGGUAAUGCGGGUGUUGUCUCCCUUCGUCAACCACCUUUGAUUUCCUCUCCUUUACCACAACCCCCCACCCCACUCGCAGGCCAGGGUAGGCUGCUCGAGGAAAAGAACGACAGGAUCUCCAAGGAGAAGCAAAAGUUCUUUAGAUUGAGCGCGUUUAACGCCGAGCACAAUAAAUUGAAGCGGGUGGGGGGCGGUGAUAAAUCUAGGCCCUCGCGGAAUAUUAGCGUUAGGUCGACCCGGGGUGGUGCCGCGAAUCCGAAGAAGGUCGGAGCAUCGCGAGUGUCUAGCAGCAGCAGUAGUAGCAGCAGCAGCAGCGAGGAUGGUAACAGCAGCGAGAGCUCAGAGGGGAGCGAUAGUAGCGACGAAGAUGACGAGGAAGGCAAUAGCUCGAGCGAGAGCAGUGGCUCCUCGUCGUCGGACGAGGCUCAGGACGGGAGAAUCGAGUCUCCUAAAACGAAAGCGCCUUUCGCUUGCGACCUUAAUGAGGACAAACCGUGGGGCUUCGCUGCCGCCGCCGCUAAGCUAAACGCAGAUUCAUCUUUCUUCAGCGGUAUCACGAACACAUUUGGUGCGCCUUUACCUAAACUCGAUGUAGGCGACGUGCCGACCUUCGGCUUGCACAUACAACAACCUGCCGCGGUCAAUUCGACGGACGGUAAAAAGAAAGACAAGACCGAGCGCAACGCAACACAGCCGGCCGCCAGCGCUGAUAACAAAGUCAAGCCUGGAAGCGGCCAGUUGAGGAGCCUCUUCGACGGUUUGAGUCACUUUUUUUCAGCAUCCGCGAACAGCAGGGCGAGAUCGACCGGUGCGCCGGCGCCGAAUUAUGCGCCUGAUCGUAGAAAAAGGCCUAACGCGGAGGAUACCGGUAAAACGAAUAAAAUUCCGAGAAGCGCGCAGAAAAACAACAAAUCGGACGAUUCGUCCGGCACGAGUAAACUUAAGGAUCGGAAAAAGACUGAAGCCACUGAGAUAUCGAGAGUACCGAAGCCCGGUAUCUUUGUACCUUCCGAUGAGAGCAUAUUCAGCUCGCUUAGCGAAAAGUUACCGAGAAUGACGCCUUCGGGUCUGGUAAAAACCGCGGUGAACAGUAAGAGGCACGAGCACGAAAGGAGAAAACUAAUGCGGGAGGACGCAUCGUCACUCAUUAAGUGCGCCGCUACGGAUCUGUCACCGUCAUCGUCACCGUCGAGACACGAGCAGCAGCAGCAGCAACAGCAACAGCAGCAGCAGCAGCAGCAAUCGCGAAAAAAGCAAACGGCUGGGGACUCGAACAUGCAGAUACGCCACCCUGUGCCCCCCGCUGUGAAAUCCUCAGGCCUCGGCUCUGAUUCCGUCAAAUCAAAUUCCAGUCCAAAGUCCAAUCCACGAGCCUGUACUAGCGCCAUCACCACCAACACCACCACGACACCCCGCGCGACACCCUGCUCCGCCAGGAAGGAGGAACCGAUCGUGCCGCAAACAUUGCCGCCGGGUGUCACGCAGAAAGACGUGGAUCUUAUCAAAGAGGCUCGCGAGAGGGCUCGGUUGACUGUGAGCAACGACGAGAACGACGAGCCAUUGUGCGCGAGCACGGCGAAUGCGUCCGGCAGCGCACCGCGAAAUCCUGCUGCGAUAGUAUUCGGUCGUUACGAGGUGGAAACGUGGUACUCAAGCCCGUUUCCACAGGAAUACGCACGAUUACCGAAAUUAUUCUUCUGCGAGUUCUGCUUAAAGUAUACGAAGAGUCGGGCUGUGCUGGACAGGCACAUGGACAAAUGCAGUUGGAGGCAUCCGCCCGCUACCGAGAUCUACAGGUGCGACGGAUUAUCCGUAUUCGAGAUCGACGGUAACGUAAAUAAGAUAUACUGUCAAAAUCUGUGUCUGCUGGCCAAGUUAUUUUUGGAUCACAAAACUCUCUACUACGACGUGGAGCCGUUUCUUUUCUACGCGGUGACGAAGAACGAUAAAUACGGCUGCCACCUGGUCGGUUAUUUCAGCAAAGAGAAACACUGUCCGGCUCAGAGGUACAACGUGUCCUGCAUCAUGACGCUGCCGCAGUAUCAGCGGCAGGGCUUCGGCAGGUUUCUCAUAGAGUUCAGUUACCUACUGUCUAAGGUGGAAGGCAUUCCGGGAACGCCGGAGAAGCCGCUCUCGGAUCUCGGUCGGGUGUCGUAUCAUUCCUUCUGGAAGAGCGUGGUGCUCGAGUAUUUGGAAGCGCAUCGAAACGCCACCGACAUCAAACUCUGCAACAUCACGAAGGAGACCGGUGUGUCGGCGCACGAUCUCGCCACUGCGAUGCAAUUAUUAGGAUUCGUGAGGUCGGUUCAUCUACCAGGAGCGGGGAAUAAUAGUAAAGUGGCUAUGGUGAUCGACUGGAGCAAAGUGGAUGCUCACAUGGCGAAGGUGCGGAACAGUUCUCGCAUCAAACUGGACCCCGACUGUCUCAGAUGGAUACCGUUGCUCACGCAAAUCCCCAAUCCGUAUCAAAACCCGGAGGAGAGCGGCGAUGCCAACUCCGAGGUGUCGCCCGCGGUGGAGCCUAAGCCUGUACCGGCAGUCGUGGAGAAAAUACAGAAAGUGAAGAUAAAGAAGAAGCCGAGAGGGAGAAAGGCGAACCAGAGGCGAUCGACGCUCUUGAAGCCGAAGACUCCGCAGAGAGCUGCAGCGUCUAGAGACUCGCUUAAAGAAGAAAAAGAUGUUAAAGAUGUGAAAGAGACCAAGACACCGAGAGAGCCGAAGGAAUCGACGAAAGAAGGUCGUAACGCCGAGAGUGCGGAGAGUCGAAAGCACGCGGAGGCGGAAUCCAAGAGUGUGACAUCCACGCCGCGGAGCUCGCGUUCCGUUAGCUCGGCGAAAAAUACAACCCCGACGACUUCCCCGAAAGCGACGCCGAUAACAACGAUGUCGAGGAGGAGAAUCAGUAGACCGCCUAAAGCGCUCAUAUCCGAAUCCGUUAUCACGCCUUUGAGAAAACGAAAACAUUCCGAGAUCGAGGAAGAGAAGCCGGAGGUCAGCAGCAGGAAGAGGACACGAGAAUCUCUGAGGGAGAAGGAGAAGGAAAAAGAGCGAGAAACGGAGCGCGAGAAAGAGAAGGAGAAGGUGAAGGAGAGAGAUCAUAAAGCAAAGGAAAAGGAAGUUUCGAAAGAAAAGUCGGUGGAGAGGAGAAAGACGCCACCCAAGUUGGACUCGUCACCGUCCCCGCCUAAACCAGCGAAGAAACAGUGCAAAGUGGACGAUAUUUUGCUGAAAGUCACCAGCAGGCAAACCAAGUAUUUGCAGGCGAAGGAGAAAAAGGCGCCGCCGGAGGAGACGGCGCAGUGCAACGGCAAGGAAGAGGCGCGGGAGGCUAAGAGCUUGCCGAUAUCGAGGCGAGGCAGAGCUAAAGUGAUGGUGGAAGCCCUAAAGAUGCCGCAACUCACGCCGGAAUCUCCCAGCGCGAAGAACAGAGCCGAGAGUCCUGUGAUACCGCCUCCCUCGCUGUCACCGCCGCCCGAGUCCGUGAAGAGCUCUCCCGCUCGAGGCAAGCAGCAGCCGUCUACGCCGGAAUCGCCGUCGGCGAAACACUCGAGCAACGGGGACAACAAGAGCGAGAGCGCGGAGGACAACGGCCUGCCUGUUCCCGCCGAGACGGAAGUGAUAUCCGCGAGUUCCGGUGAGUACGAGGGCGGCGACGAGGACGAAGGGGAGGAGGAAGAGUUAGCUGCACCGACGCCUAAACCCAUGACGCAAUUAGCCUCGCCCGGUGCGGAGAAUUCUGCGAAGGAACCGUGCGAGGAGGAGAAGGCGGACGACAAGUCGCAGGAGCGCGACAGCGACGAGGUUUCGUCGCGGAAAGCGGAAGCAGAUCCACCCUCGACGGCGGGCGAUGACCAGACUGAAAUUUUAAACGAAUGUGAUAAGGACUCCGAGACUGACAAGCGUCCCAUUUGCAGUCCGGAGGCAUCGAAAUCAGUACCUGAAUCAGUUGCUUCACCAAAAGAGGAAGAAGUCGAGCAGCCGGAGAGCGCGAUAUCGAAGAAAGAUAGUCGCGAUAGUCCUGCUAAGGAAGAACUCGCCUACGAAGCGCCGAAGGAUGUCAAGCUCGACUUGUCGCGCCCGAAAGCGGAAGCUUCUCCCGCGGCGGCGGCGGUGGCGGCGGACAAGAGGGGGGACACGUGCGCGCUCGCCAACACGGUGACGUCGGAAGUAGCCGAGCCUCUCACGCCGCAGGAGAAAACUUUGCCCGCCGUCGAGCAUCAGGACACAACCUUGCAGCUGCAGAGCCAAACGGAGGAAUUGAAGCAGCACUCGCCCGAGAGCGGCAAGACGACGCCGCAUUUGGAGAACCCGGGCUCGGUGAAAAGGACUCCGCCCUCGCAGCCGGAUCUACCGUCUAUGGGUGUUUACACGCCGGACUCAACAACUAACUCGGUGCAUUCGCUGCACUACGGCCAGUGUGAUCUGGAUGUUAGUCAGCUGGGCCUGGAGUCACCCACUUCCAUAGCCAGCGAUCUGGCGUCGCAGAACAGCGUCGAGAGGCCGCCCAGCGCCUUGCCGUCUAUACCGCCACCGGUCAGCGUGCCGAUGUCGGUCUCGAUGCAGAUUGCGACACCGGUAACGUCGUCGGUGCCGGUGAACAUACCGCCGCAAGUGCAGUACGCCGAUUGCUCGAUGCCGCAGCACACGCCGCCGGCGCAUCAUCCGGGGAUCCAUCCGAUGCACCAGCCGCACACGCCGCAGUCUCUCCAGCAACCGCGCACUCCGCAGUCGCAUACGCCGCAAAGCCUACCGACUCAGAGUCCGCAGCCGUUGCCGCAGAGUCACACGCCCCAGCCGAUGCCGCAGUCUCACACCCCGCAGAGUAUUCCGACGCAGAGCCCGCAACCGUUGCCGCAGAGUCACACGCCGCAACCGUUGCCGCAGUCGCACACGCCGCAGCCGAUGCAGCUGUCGCUGGCGCAAAGUCAGAGUAUGGCGCACAGUCAGUCUCAGUCGCAGCAGCAACCGUCGCAGCAGCAACAAUCCGCGCAUCAACAGCAGCAACCGCCGCAGCAGUCUCAGUCGCAUAGCAAGAGAGCGAGCAGCUCGCAGACCACCCACAGAUCUCGAUCGACGCAGCAGAGCAGCAGCAGCAGCAGCAGGUCACACCGGACCACUCCGCCGACAUCACACACCACGCAAUCGUCGCAGCAUAGCGCCGCGACGUCGCAGACCAGUCACAGCAGCAGCACCAUAUCGCACACGGCGCACGUCGCCGUGCCACCGCAGUAUCAACAGUCGCCGUCGUCGAUGAGCGUGCCACCCGCUGUGCCGCAUCCUCACUCGCACACGCCGCACGCCCAUUCGCACAACAUGGCGGUGAUCUCACAGGGUAACUACAUGGCGGUAGCGGCGGGCUCGCAGGGCUUCCCCACGCAGAACACCUACGUGAUCCAGCACAGGAGCGGCCGCUCCGGUGCGCCGACGCCCUGCACCACCGCUACCAACUUCUACAUACAGACGAGCGCGAUGCCACCGCAUUCGCACACUCCGGCGCCGACACUCUCCGCCUCGAGCGGCGGUCAUCAAACCACCAACUCGUGCAGUCUCGCCAAGCUGCAACAACUGACGAACGGCUUGGAGAUGAUACCGCCCACGCCGCCGCCGGCGAUGAAUCUCACACCGCCGCCGCCCAUCCCGCACACCAUAACGCCGCCGCAGACGUCGCGGCAAUUACCAACGCCGCCUCAGGUGCCGCUAGGCUACGCGAAGAACUAUUACAACGUCAACACCGUGCCGCCCGGUACACCCGGACCGCCCGGCCGAUCCACCUCCAGGUCGUCCGCGAACGCCAACAUGGCGUCGCUCGCGCAGCCAUACUCCAGCGAGAGCCUCUAUCGCCAGACCCUCGAUCCGGGUGGCACUUGCCCGCAGAUGCAGAGCGCCGCGAGCCGCGUCAGCCCGAACGUCGCCCUCAAUACGAAUCUCAUGGCCGCGCAAUACGGCUAUCGGGUGGCACAGCCGGCCACCGGCUAUAUGAACCAGGCGGCGCAGCUCGGCGGCUUCAUGAACCAGGCGAGCCAGCUGCCGGUCGGUGUGGUGAACGUGCCGUCACCGUAUCCGCAAGAUCCGCAUCAGCAGAACCCGGCGGCGGUUUACACCACGUACCACGGCUACAUCAACGGAAGCCUUAUGCAGCCACUUAACAGCACCAUGAGACCCCGCUAAUGGCUGUAGCGCUCGUCGUCGACCACGUCGAAACUUCUUCGCGCGACAAGUUAACGCUCUCUUCGAUACGACCGCCGACGGCGACGAUUCAUCCCGCAUCUCCACGGCGCCGUAGAUACUUGGACUUCCUCGACCACCCAUUGCUUCCGUCGAUCCAACAGGCUCUAUUCGUGUCAUUCAGUUGUCGCGUUUGUUGUUAUUCGCGAAUAUAUUCCUAACUGAGUCAAGGUAAAAUAUUUAACUUCAACUGGCGAUCAAACUCGCCGAUCUCUUAUUAUUUCUCUCUGAAAUUUCUUUGAAAUGAGUAUGGAGUUAAACAGUGCCUGAAUGCAUUCGCGCAACAAUGAAUGUAUUAACCUAAGAUGCUCGCUAACGCGUUUGUCAUUCACGAAUAUGAUUUUGAUACAAAAAAAUAUUUAAAUUUAAUUGACGAAUUUUCUCAAAUAAAAUGUACUGCUUGUGCCGAUUAAAUUUAGUCGCGAUACUUUUAUUUUGUAGAGUCACCAAGGUGAAGAUGCUUACUAUGAUUAUUCGACACGAAUGGAAACGAUGCGUCAUCAUUUCGCGAUUAAGUGAUGCAGUGGUAAAGAAAGUAUGACCUGCGUUAAGCGGUCUGUUUGUUAAUUAUAUUUUUACUUAUUUCUCUGGAUUCAAAUGGAAAUAAAUCGUUAAAUAUAGAAUAUAGAAUAAUCGUUAAAUAAACAUGUUGCGCGAUUACAGGUGUAACGCCACACUCACUUGAGAGAAGUUUCAAAGAGAAAGAAAGAAAAAUGAUAAAGACAGAGAAUAAUUAACAAUUCAACUCUCGAUAGCGGGAGUACGGACGUUUUAACGCUCUCCGUGCUCGAGGAAGGCUCGUAUUAAACUGACUCUUAACUUGUCGACAAAGAUUGCACACAAGGUACAAUUUAAUUGUAGUUAUCGGUUGGUAAUUCUACGAAGACACGGGUUCAGAGAACCGGUGUUUUUAACAUAGAAGAAAAAAAGGAAAAGAGGCAAAACGUUAUCUUGGAUGAAUUAAUUUCAGUACGCCAAGGUACCGCCCCUUCCCUCUCUUUGAUCGAGCAAAAAAAAAAGAAA